Messenger RNA from Glycine soja, 2036 nucleotides. Its product is annotated as exosome complex component RRP41 homolog. Gene Ontology annotation, biological process: rRNA catabolic process; nuclear mRNA surveillance; U4 snRNA 3'-end processing. NCBI's taxonomy places the organism in Eukaryota, Viridiplantae, Streptophyta, Magnoliopsida, Fabales, Fabaceae. Bases 901 to 1152 code for a protein of 83 amino acids. The record is from RefSeq and is a predicted model, not a curated record. The transcript has 7 exons. Gene Ontology annotation, cellular component: nucleolus; nuclear exosome (RNase complex); cytoplasmic exosome (RNase complex).
CUCUUUCUCUUAUGUUUCUGUUUAACUCCUCAACUUUGCUAUGCCAGCUUGCCUAGUAAAACGAGUUUCAAACAGUUGAAUUUCUUGCUAAAUCAAACUUAUCAACCUUCUUCAUUCAGCCAUCAAAAUCAUUACUAUAAUUUUGUUUAUUAGAGAGGCAACACUAUGUAAUUGACACAAUUUUGUCAUUAGUUACUCUUAACUAAAACCUGCUGGAAUUAAGGGAGUGCUAAAAUAAAAUACAUAAGCUGCCGUUAUGUGUUUGCUUCCUUGAUCUCUUUACAUUAUCCUUGUUGUCCGUGGUGUACUUUCCCCUUUCUCUUUGUUUUCAUUAAAAUUAAGUGCAAAUUUUAAAUCUUCAAAAAAGAAGUGGCUCAUCUGUGCAUAGCUUAUUUCUUUCUCCUUUUUUCCCAAUCUUCAAUUGCGAUUUUUGUUGUUUGCUAAUUGCUAGUAUUGAUUCUGUUAUAUAAUGUACCUAACCCAGUACCCCCCUCCCAGAGGGCAAAGACUUUUUGUUUGUCUUUGUGUGAUUGUGAUAUUUGGUUAAAGUUCAAAUUGCUUGAUUGUUUGCAAUUGUUAUUUUCCCACUACUCUUUUCAAAGGAAGUGGAGUUGUUUCUUUCUGUUUCCAAUGGCGUGCUGUUAUCUACACAAAUUUCUCUCUCGCUCCACUUGAUGUUCUCACCAUUGUGUGUCAAUAAUUUUUUGUUUAGAAGAUUUGAUUAUUCUUUUUUGCCUUGAAGCCAAGAACAUAAAGUAACGCAACAACGUCAGCUGCUUGUAAUCACCUUUCUGCUUCUUUUUUUCUCAUCCUUGUUUCUCCUGGCUCUUGCUGGCAUAGAUUGACUUGAGGAUGGAAUACGUCAGCCCAGAAGGACUUCGCUUGGAUGGUCGCUGACCAAUGGAGAUGCAACAAAUUCGUGCAGAGAUUGGUGCUGUAUCCAAAGCAGAUGGUUCUUCCAUUUUUGAGAUGGGUAAUACCGAAGUUACUGCUGCUGUUUAUGGCCCUAGAGAGGUGCAAAAUAGGAGCCAACAAAUAAGUAGCCAUGCCCUGGUUCGGUGUGAGUACAGCCUGGCUAAUUUUAGCACUGGAGAUCGCAUGAGGAAAUCUAAGGGUGACAGGAGAUCAACUGAAAUUUCUCUUGUUAUCUGACAAACCAUGGAAGCAUGUAUACUGACACAUUUAUUGCCUCAUUCCCCGGUUUUCAGUCAACUUCUGAUGCUCAAGCUGUCAUAAUUAUUCAAAGUUGCUGAAUGAAUAUGAACAGAUUUGAACUAAGUCUGUUUGGAUAAAAGCCAUAAGCUCUUUUGAGAGCUUCUCUACCGGAAAUAUAUAAUAUAUUUUCUGUAGAGAAGCUCUCAAAAGAGCUUAUAACUUGUAUCCAAACAUGUCCAUAUGUAGAAGACAGUGCAGGAGGGGCUGAUGUAACUCUAGGAAUUCUGCCGAAGCUGGAUAAAGUGACCCUUCUUCAGAUGGAUUCUAAACUACCUAUUGACAUUUUGGAAAAUGUUAUGCAACUGGCAAUUGAAGGCUGCAAAGCAAUAGCAAUAGCACUAAUCACUUUUGUGAUUAUACUAAGAGAAGUGAAAACAUGGUUUACAUUCAUUUCAUAGAUUAAUUCCCGAAUUUUUGUCGGUUGGCAGAUUUUUACUGGAGAACACAAAGCAACUUGAGUAUCGAAGAGGUGUAUAGUUUUAUAGCAGAAGUAAUGUUUCCUAUUUGCUUCCAAUUUAUGUUGGCUUAUGCUUGCGCAUGAUGCUAUGAUUAUUAUUGCCAAUGGUCUGGUUUUUCCAGAUUUGUAGGUCCAUUCUUUCAGCAUUUGUGCGUUUUCAUUUUUUAAGAGAAUUCUCUCCAGUGUGUAUUUACCUGCAAACGAUUUUGUUUUUGGCAUAUGCUGUUGACUAGAGCGGGAAAUGUAGAGAGUCUCUCUGUAGCAUUUGUUUAAUUGUUUCCCAUUUCUACCAACUUAGUGCAUCUUUGUACCAGUCGAGAAUUCAAAAGUAAUUUUACUAUGAAAGUAACAAAUUCCUCCUUCA